This is a messenger RNA of Peromyscus californicus insignis, 5823 nucleotides long. Its product is annotated as zinc finger protein 58-like. Lineage: Eukaryota; Metazoa; Chordata; Mammalia; Rodentia; Cricetidae. The record is from RefSeq and is a predicted model, not a curated record. Gene Ontology annotation, biological process: regulation of DNA-templated transcription.
CGGUGCACAGACUUCUGGGAAAUGUAGUCUAUGGGACUGUGACGUCACAGGGAGACUUCCAGGAAAUUCUCUUUCGGCUUUUGGUUUCCACACAUGAGUCUUCCCCAAAGUUGGGCGAGAGUCCUGCUCUACAGUCCUGUUGUGUCUCAGACAUGGAGGAAAUGCUGUCCUUCUGGGAUGUGGCCAUUGAUUUCUCUCCAGAAGAGUGGGAAUGCCUGGAGCCUGCUCAUUGGAAUUUAUAUAGGGAUGUGAUGUUGGAGAACUACAGCCACCUUGAUUUCCUGGGUCUUGCUGUCUCUAAGCCACAUCUGGUGACAUUUCUGGAACAAAGACAAGGACCUUGGGAUCUGAAGAUACAAGCAGCAGCCCCUGUGUAUCCAGGAACAAUACCCAAUGAUUGUAAUAAUUACAGCAAGGCCACUGAUUGUAAUUCACUACAUAUUCAAUGCCAGAGAAUUCAUACAGGGGAGAAACCCUACAAGUGUGAAGAAUGUGGUAAGGGCCUUAGUUCUCAAAAAGCCCUGUCUAUACACCAGAGACUUCAUACUGGAGACAAACCCUACAUGUGUACAGAAUGCCAUAAGGCCUUCAGUACUCGCUCAUCACUUUUUAUACACCAGAAAAAUCAUACUGAUGAGAAAACCUACAAGUGUGAAGAAUGUGGCAAAUCAUUUUACUAUCCUUCAAUGCUGAAGCAACAUCAAAGAAUUCAUUCUGGAGAGAAGCCCUACAAGUGUGAAGAAUGUGGCAAAGCUUUCUAUGAUCGUUCAUUCCUGAAGCAACAUCAAAGAGUUCAUUGUGGAAAGAAACUGUACAAAUGUGAAGAAUGUGGGAGAACAUUUUCCUCUGCUUUAACCCUUAACCAACAUAAAGGAAUUCAUUCUGGACAGAAAAAGUACAAGUGUGAAGAAUGUGGCAAAUCUUUUUGCUAUCCUUCAUUUCUUAAGCAACAUCAAAUAAUUCACUCUGGAGAGAAUCUCUACAAGUGUGAGGAAUGUAGCAAACAAUUUUACUGUUUUCAACACCUUCAGGAACAUCAAACAAUUCAUACUGGAGAGAAACCAUGCAAGUAAGAAUGUCAUAAAUCCUUUUAUAAUUAUGCAACCCUUAGGAGACACAAGAUAGUUCAUACUGGAGAGAAAACCUACAAUGAAGAGUGUAUCAACUGUUUUUCUUCUUCUGCCCUUAGAAGACAUCUAGUAGUUCAUUCUGAAGAUAAUCCCUACAAGUGUGAAGAAUGUGGAAAAAUGUUUUCCCAUGCUCCACGCCUUCAGGAACAUCAAACAAUUCAUACUGGAGAGAAACCAUACAAGUAUGAAGAAUGUCACAAAGCCUUUCGUUAUCACUCAGCCCUUAGAAACGAGACAGUUCAUACUGGAGAGAAACCCUACCAGUGUGAAGAGUGUAGCAGAUGUUUUUCUGCUUCUUCAGCCUUUAGACAACAUCAAACAGUUCACUCUGGAGACAAUCCUUAUAAAUGUGAAGAGUGUAGCAGAUGUUUUUCCUCAUCUUCAUCUCUUCGAAGGCAUAAAAAAAAAUUCACUCUGAAAAAAACUCCUACAAGUCUCAGGAAUGUGAAAAGGCCUUUGUUAAUCAUUGUAGCUUUACUGAAUAAAAGACAGUUCAUACUGGAAAGAAGUCCUACAAUUGUAAAAAGUUUACACUUCUUCAGCCCUUAAAAGACAUCAAAUUCUGAAUACAAAUUCCAUGAGUUUGUUGACUGUGGUAAAAUCUUUGCUAAUCAUUCAGACCUUGUUCAAAUCAAAUGAAUCCAUAGUGGAGAAUAUUAACAUAAUUAUUUUGGAAUAUCAAUAGGAAUAUCAUCUAACUUCCACCAGCACAAAGGUAAGAAUUGUCAUCAGAACACAGUAGAGACUUCUUUUUGCUGUCACCUCCCCACCGGUUUGUUCAAUGUGUUUGAAACGUGCCUUGAUUGAUGAGUCACUUUCUCCUGUAACUAUAAAUGUUCCAUGAAACUGUUACUAUAUCAUAACUUUGUCUGUUGCAUGCCCGGAAUCUGAGAUCCCGGCUGUGGCAUAGUUACUGUUAUUUUUUUCAAAUGCUGUCACCCAAGCUCCUGUAAUAGCAUCUCCCCUGGGUGUAUAAGAAGCUCCAUGGACUCAUAUUUCUCACUAUGUUGGAUUUUGGUGGAAUGGUCUGCAUUGGUACCAAUUUGGGGUGAAUGGGCAUUUGUGUUUUUCUCCCCGAGGAAAUGCUCAUAGAACACAUUAUCAGUCAUAGUUGAUUCCAGAGUAAAGAAUCUCUCUCUCUCUCUCUCUCUCUCUCUCUCUCUCUCUCUCUCUCUCUCUCUCUCUCUCUCUCUCAAAGUUCAGAACAGCUUUUCUCAUAUGUAUCCAACGUCAUGUCACAGAAACUUGGAACCGUAUUGAAAUAAAGACCCAAGUCAAUUCCACUCACUCAGCAGAAAAGAUGUAUUUGAUUAGUGAAUAUGUGAUCAUCAAGUAUGAAACAUUGUAGGGGCAGAUCUUUACUGUUGAUUCAGAUCUGAAAAUGUCUUCUCAAUCUUAUGUUUACUAAUUUACUGUAAACUGUUAAUACAGGGUAAUUAACACCUAAACAUUAAUAAUCACUGACUUAUAAAUGAUUAAGUCUUUACUAUGCCCAAAAUUGUGUUUCUAGUCAUGCUAAGUACAAGUGAAAUUUAUUUACCAAGAUGAGAUGGGAAGGAGGGCCAAUUUAUAUCUCUCCUUUUAUAAUCUUCUGUAUGUGCUGUUGAAGUAUAUCCCAAAGCAUGUACCUCAAAACUAGUUUAAACUUCGUUUAGUAUGACAUGAAAUUAAAAAUCAACUGUAAUUAUUUUUUUUUAACCUAUUUUGGGAAAUAGAGGGCUAAAACUAAAGAUGUUAAAUUUAUAGUACCAAUGCAUGGCAGUUCACUGCCAGGCCCAAGUAGCAUCAUUUGGAUGGGACACAGACCCUAUCAGAGUAAAUUGUGUGCUAGCCACAUUACAGGAUAAGGAUGCACAAGGAAAGAAGACGUGAUGAAAGUCUGCUGCUCCUGUCUCCCUCUGGCAUGUGGCCAGAUUAGGAGAACUUCCUAGGAAAGAUGAAUUAUUCAUGUUUCACAUGGCAGUCAGAUGGAUUCCCUUGCCAAGUAGAGAGUUUAUACCCACAUCCUAAAUUUCUCAAGCCACAGAGGGGCAAAUACCAAUUAUUCUGCCUUCCUUGUCUCCCUUUGUAACCAAUGAGGAUGCUGUCAAUAGGGAAUCUUUGUAUCUAACCUGCCACCCAAAUGGUAUUCAAUUUACAUCAUAGUUGAAUUGGCCAUGCCCCUACCCUGACAUUCUGUUUUUCUCCUCCUAGCAAAGCCAGUUCCAGGAUGACAGACAGGUCAAUGCAUGAUUCUGUAAUGAGUCCCAAGAAGUUUUAAGUAACAUAAGACAGAGUUGGCCAAGAGGCCAGUCAGUACAGCAGGAUCAAGUGUGAGCACUCAUUUAAACAUCAAGCUUCAGGAUCCACCGUGCACAGCCAAGAAAAGAUCACUACCUGAGGAGAACGAAACUUGAACUGUGAAUGUCCAGCCGGACCAGCCUCUCUGAAUCACAUGCCGGAGAUGAUGGUGACCUGCUCCUCAGCCCCACUUGUAAUGUGGAUCCAAAUAAAUAAAUAAAUAAAUAAAUAAAUAAAUAAAUAAAUAAAUAAAUAAAUAAAUAAAUAAACCUGGCAUCAGAUCUAGGGGUAAAUGCUGAAAGAUCAAAGAAGUAAAGGAGCCAGCCACUAUAGAGACUUAUUUCUACCGAAUCCUCAGACCAAAAAUGGGGCUGAGUUUCUGUCUCCUCCCACCUUAUAUUCCUGUUUCCACCUUCCUAGUGCUGGGAUUAAAGGCCUGGCUCUGUUUCUCUUUUAGACUGGAACUCCUGAUCUUCCUGCUUCUUCUUCCCAAGUGCUGGGAUUAGAGGUGUGUGUCACCACUGCCUGGCCUCUGUGGUUACCAGUGGCUAGCUCCACCCUCUGAUCUUCAUGCAAGCUUUACUUGUUAGAGCACAAACAUCAUAUCACCACAUUUCCCCUUUUUUUGUCUAAAAUAAAAGAAGGUUAUAACUAAUAUAUGAUAAAGUAUAUACGAUAAGUACAAUAACUAUACACAAUAUAUAAGGCAAUAAUUUCAUUAAAAAUAUUCAGUUCACUAGCAUCUGACAAAUUCAGAGAAAAUAUUCCCAUUAUCUAUCCUAUCUUGGUGAGUCCAAAAGGUUGUAUUAAUUCACCCUCUAUCCUAACUUGUACAAACAAUAUAUCACCACACCCACUCCCUUUGCAAGCCUCAGGGCCAUCAUGUUUACUUGGCAGAAGCUUGAGGUGUUCCACCGGGGUCCUUGGAGAUAGAGGUCACAAUUCUCCUUCUUCCCUUUGGACUCAGGGUGUUAUUGGCCCUCAUGCUUCUGUCUUACUCAGGGGUAUCUUUAUUAUAAUGAAACACUAUGAACAAAGCAUUUGGGGGAGAAAAGGGUUUGAUUGGCAGAGGGUCACACAAUUUUCAUCACUGAAGGAAGUCAGGACAGGAAUCCAAACUGGGUCAAAACUUGGAGGCCAGAACUGAUGCAGAGGCCAUGGAGGGUUGCUGCUUACUGGUUUGCUCUCUGGGACUUGCUCUGACUGCUUUCUUAUAGCACUCAGGACCAGCAGGUCAUAGAUGAACCCAAGCAACAUGGAGUGGGCCCUUCCACUUCAAUUAUUAAGAAAUUGCCCUAUAUCCUUGCCUACAGCUAGAUCUUAUGGAGGCAUUCUCUCAGUUGAGGUUCCCAUCUCUCAAAUGACUGUAGCCUGUGUCAAGUUGACAACAACAACAACAACAAAAAAAACCCUAGCCAUCAUGGCUUCCAAAAGGGCUAGCCACAACAGCCCAUCAGGUCUGGUCUCUGAAUCAAAAGUUUACUAACUCUGCUACAUCUGAUCAGUCAGGCCCUGCCCAAUUAACUGGCUAUUAAACUUUGUCAAUUGACAGCCUCUCAAAAAAUAAAACCAAGGUUUCAGUCCUGCUCUUUCAUUAAAAUCAAAAAAUUUAAAGUAAUUAAAAGGAGUGGGGAAUGCCAGGUGUGGUGGUGCAUGCCUUUAAUCCCAGCACUUGGAAGGCAAAGGCAGGCAGAUCUCUCUGAGUUCCUCUACUUCCUCCCAUCUUGUCUUAGUUAGGGUUUCUACUGAUGUCAAGAGACACCAUGACCACAGCAUCUCUUAUGAAAGAAAACAUUUAAUUGAGGUUAGCUUACAGGUUGAGAAGUUUAGUCCAUUACUAAGGAGAAGGAACCCAGGGUUCUACAUCUGGAUUGCAGGCUGUAGGAAGGGAGUGUACCUCUGGACCUGGCUUGAGUAUCUGAAACCUCAAAGCCCAUGCCCAGGGACAAACCUCCUCCAACAAGGCCACACCUACUCCAAUGAUGGCAUACCUCCUAAUAGUGUCACUCCCUGUGGGACUGUGGGGGCAUUCAAACCACCAUAACUCUGAAGCCUCUUCAGGAAAGUAUAUUGUAUUUCCUCUCUUCUGAAAAAUGAUUCCUCCUUUCCUAUUGGAAAGGACCUAAUGUAUACAUACAAAAGGUCUCUCCUGAGAAAUGGCCAUGUAUAUUUUAUAGAUCAAUGCCCUUUCUUCCCAGCUGUGGAAGGGUCCAGGGAAAAACAAAAACAAAAAUUAACCAAAUAAUAUAUAAUAACACCUCAGUGUACAUCUUCUGUGAUGUGAUUAGAUUUUUGACUUUAAAAACACCCUACCUUCCCUUCCUGUCCUACUAAUAGCCUGUCUGAGGUGGGAGACUACUCUUGGUCACCAGCACUCUUAAAUGCUUUAAUAAACAUGAUGAUUUGUAAUUUU